AGCGGAACCUACUUCGAGUCAGCUAUCGUGGCUUGAGGGGACUUCAGUCUGUCCGCGGAGAUACAGGUUUCUUUUUUCUUGUUAUUAGAUGGACAGCACUUGUUGCGAUGUGCUGGGAGGAUCAAAGCAACGACUUAUCUCAGCACAUCGCAACUUCGACCUGGUUAGAGACUUGAGCCAGCCUUCCAUCGAUGGUAAGGAUCCUGAUGAAAACGUCCAAGUUACGCGUCAAGAUAGACAGGCUGACGCGUUGGUUGCCCCAGGCUGCGCGUAUCCGAAAACGGAGCGCGGCGUUUAGGCAAAUAUUCUGACGGCCGACAUCUACGGCCGAAA
Acaromyces ingoldii is the source of this 333-nucleotide messenger RNA. RefSeq lists its product as hypothetical. The transcript has a single exon. The coding region runs from base 89 to 298 and encodes 69 amino acids. The record is from RefSeq and is a predicted model, not a curated record. Lineage: Eukaryota; Fungi; Basidiomycota; Exobasidiomycetes; Exobasidiales; Cryptobasidiaceae.